AUGUCUGGUACAUCUGAAUUUAACAAUCCUUUGCGUAAAUUUAAACUUGUUUUUCUUGGCGAGCAAAGUGUUGGGAAAACAUCGCUCAUUACAAGGUUUAUGUAUGAAACAUUUGACAGUGUAUACCAGGCAACUAUUGGCAUAGAUUUCCUUUCGAAAACCAUGUAUCUGGAGGACCGGACUAUCCGUCUUCAGCUUUGGGACACUGCUGGCCAGGAGCGAUUUCGCAGCCUGAUACCUAGCUACAUCAGAGAUUCCUCAGUUGCUGUUGUUGUGUAUGAUAUUUGCAGUGAAGAGUCGUUUUCACAGACUACUAAAUGGAUUGAUGAUGUUCGCAAUGAAAGAGGGAACGACGUAAUUAUCAUGCUAGUGGGCAACAAAACAGACCUCGCAGACAAACGAAAAGUUACAACUGAAGAAGGUGAGCUUCUGGCAACAGAGCUCAAUGUUAUGUUCGUCGAAACGAGCGCAAAGGCUGGCUACAACGUUAAGAAUGUACGCUUAUUGACCUUUUCAAUCGUUGGCGUGCCCUUGAAUGGACCAUAUAAUCCCAACCUAUCAGAAAUCAUAAUUCGGAAUGAUUUUGGCUAA
Molecule: messenger RNA, 591 nt
Organism: Mesocestoides corti
Lineage: Eukaryota; Metazoa; Platyhelminthes; Cestoda; Cyclophyllidea; Mesocestoididae
Source: the annotation of a GenBank genome assembly